AUGGAAAUAAUGUCAAGUGAAUCACCUAACAAAAGAUUAGAUGAUGGAGUGAUAUUUGGUAUUGGAAAUCCAUUACUUGAUAUCAGCGCUGAAGUGCCAUUAUCAUUUCUCGAAGGGUACAAUCUUAAAGCGAAUGAUGCCAUUCUUGCUGGCGAGCAGCACAAAGAUUUAAAUGAAACAUUACUUCGAGAUUAUCCAAAUCAUCAAUUUGUUGCUGGUGGUUCGACACAGAAUACCAUGCGCGCCGCUACGUGGAUACUCCAACAGCCAGGUGUUUGCGUAUAUAUGGGUUGUGUAGGUCAAGAUAAAUAUAAUCAAUUGUUAAACGAUGCGGCGACGAAAGCAGGUCUAACAUUAUCUUACCAAAUUUAUCAUGAUCCUGAAGGACAUGUACAAACUGGUACUUGCGCUGUUCUGAUCACUGGAAAUAAUCGUUCAUUAGUAGCGAACCUUGGUGCUGCCAAUUGUUUUACAAUCGAUCAUUUAGAUGAUCCAAAGAGUCAAGAAUUGAUUGAAAAAGCAAAAUUAUUUUAUACCGCUGGAUUCUUUUAUACAGUGUGUCCCGAUGCUGUGAUGCGCCUAUGUGAGCAUGCGGAUAAGAAUAAUAAAUUAUUCUGCACGAAUUUAUCCGCACCAUUUAUUUGUGAAAUCUUUGGUGAUCGGUUGAUGAAGGCGAUGCCCUAUGUCGAUUAUUUAUUCGGCAAUGAAACUGAAGCAAGAAGUUUUGCAAAACAUCAACUAAAAUUAGAUACGAUAGAUGUGAAAGAAAUUGCAAAAGCUCUGAGUGAACUUCCGAAGAAAAAUGCUCAACGUCCACGUGUUGUUGUAAUAACACAAGGUGCUGAUCCAACGGUAUUAGCUAUCGCUGGAAAAAAUACUGAAGAAUUUUUGGUUAAAAAGCCGUUGGAUAUUGUCGAUACUAAUGGUGCUGGUGAUUCUUUCGUCGGAGGUUUUCUUGCUUACUUGGCACUUAGUAAAAGUCAUGCCGAAGCCGUUCAAGCUGGUGCUUAUUGUGCGUUCGAGUGUAUUCAACAAUCUGGUUGUACUUACCCAGAUAAACCGAAUUUUGAUCCCGCAACGUUCAUUUUUCUUUCGAAAAUGGAUAACAACAGUAACAACAAUAAUCGAACGUCAGUCACUGCAAACACGUCUUCCAAUACAAACGCUAGUACAACGUCAUCGUCAACAACAACAGCAGCAGCGACAAACUCAUCAGCGUCAACAUCCUCGUCAUCAUCUGGUGCGACAUCAUCAAUACGACAAAGUCACAAACGAACAUUUUCAGAAUCUGAUUCAUCGUCACGCACAGAACGACAUUUAUGUUCGUUUUCACAUUUAUGGAUUAUUAACUAUCUUUCAUCGUACAUUGAUGAUGCAAACUCCACGUGUUUACAAUCUGAAUCAUUUUCACCCGUGAAUACACCCUAUUCCAGUACACGUUGGAGUUUGAAAUUAUAUCCACGUGGUCUAAAUGAAAAACAGCAUACAAAUAAUAAUAUAGCGAUAUUUCUCAAAUAUGUCAGUGGAACAAUGCCGACGAUAAAAGCUAAAGCUGAAUUUAGUGUUGUCAGUCGUAACAAUGAACUCGUCAUGUUACGAUCGACAAAUUUUCAUACAUUUUCGUCAGGAAAUGAUUGGGGUUAUUCAGAAUUUCUCGAUGGAAACUACUUAAAUUCUCGUCGGAAUGAUCUAAUAACAGAUGAUCGUCUUCGAGUCUACGUUCGUGUUGUAUUAGUCGAUGAGAAAGAAACAGUUACAGGUGAUCUUAUUCGUCAUCCACAUCCUGCUCAUCACCAUCAUCAUCAUCACGGAUCAUCAAUAUUACCACCACCGCCACCGCCACCUUUACCCUCGUCACAACAUUCAGCUCAAUCGCAGCAAACCAGCACGGCGCCCAAAACUCAAGCAUCAACAUCAUCUUCGUCGGCGUCAUCUUCGUCAGCCACAUCGUUGAACAAUACGAAUUCAUCAAGCGCGUCAACAACGUCUUCAACAGCAAUCUCGGGUUUAUUUACAGAUGACAAAGAGCGUUUUAAAUCUCUAGAGCUUUUAUCCAGCCAAAUAAAAACACUUUUAGAUGACGAACGUUUUGCUGAUGUACAUAUUCAUGUUAUACCUAGACAGCAACCAGUUCAACAGCCUCAACCGCAACUAGCAGUCGUUGCUGAUGACCACCGAAAAUCGACUCGUAUAAAACACCAACGAACAUCUCUUAAACAGCAAUAUCCAUCAUGUUCAUCAUGUCACUGUACAACUGAAAAGAACAAAUCCAAUAGUACAAUCAACGAUCAAAUAUCCGAUCAUCAUGAACAGUCAUCGUCAGGUAAGACUCUUUGCAAAGAUUCUGAGUCGGAUAAUCUCGAUUCUCGUCAUUCAACAAAUCUCCCAACGCAAAGUCAUAUAUCUCCAUCAGCGUCGUCCACAACUCCGACAACACGGCGAACAACGCGUUCAACUUCGUUGCUCUCACGUAUUGCUCAAAGUUCAUCAUUCGUAUCGGAAAGCAAUCCUUCAUCCUCAAACUGUUCGACAUCAUCUGCUGAAUUUUCCUCAUCGUCGGAAUUAUGUUCAUCGUCUUCCAUUUUAUCCUUACCAUCAAAUAUCAAGCGUUGUUCAUGCAUUUGUCAUCAUCAAGAUCAUACCGAACAAGAUUUACAUAUAGAUAUUUCACAAUCUCAUCUAAAAUAUUCGAAUAUAACACCGUUGGCAACAUUUCAUGCACAUAAAGCUGUACUAAUAUCUCGUUCUUCUUCGUUCGCAACACAAAUCCGUAGCAGUACGAACUAUAAUACAACAAAUUCGAAAUUACCAUCCAUUGAUCUGUACAUCGAUGAUCUCGAUCCUUCAACUGUCCGUACCAUGCUGAUUUAUAUCUAUACAGGUCGUUUGAUAAGAUCAAACGACGAAUUGAAAAGCAAUCUAAACGCCAUUGAUCUAUUUCGUGCUGCAGUUAAAUACGACUUACAUGAACUGCGUCAAUUAGCGAAAUCGACGAUGUUAGAUGUUCUGAAAAUCGAUAAUGCUAUUGAAAUGCUCGAAGUUAGCGAUCAAGCCAAUGAUGCUUCACUCAAACAACAAGUCUUAGCUUUUAUCCGCUCCAAUGCUUUAGCCGUAUCGAAAACAAACAAUUGGAUACAAUUUACCAAACGUCACCCAAAUUUGAUCAUUGAUGCAUUUCGUUCACUUGUGACACCGCCGUCAACAACAAAUACUAAACCGAAUACCGCUAAUAAUAAUAGUUUUCAAUCAACAUCAUUAACUACGACGAGUAAACAAUAUUCGAAAUACGAUUAA
Molecule: messenger RNA, 3294 nt
Organism: Adineta ricciae
Lineage: Eukaryota; Metazoa; Rotifera; Eurotatoria; Adinetida; Adinetidae
Source: the annotation of a GenBank genome assembly